Molecule: messenger RNA, 1017 nt
Organism: Penicillium concentricum
Lineage: Eukaryota; Fungi; Ascomycota; Eurotiomycetes; Eurotiales; Aspergillaceae
Product: ankyrin repeat domain-containing protein
Exons: 4
Coding region: 1-1017 (338 amino acids)
Cellular component (GO): cytoplasm; nucleus
Molecular function (GO): protein binding
Source: RefSeq, a predicted model, not a curated record
AUGGCUUUAGAAGGUGGUUCUGUUGGGAAAUCAUAUCGCCGGCCAUGGACAACUAGGCAUAAAUCUGUCGAAGAGGUCCUCAAGCGAGGAGCUGAUCCGAAUUGUCCCAGUGAUGACGAAUUCCUUCUCGGAUUAAACCUUGGGCGCAUUCCCAUACUGUUCGUCGCUAUUUGUGGUUCCAGUUCGGUUUGCUGUCAAAUGUUGCGGGGUGCGACUGGAUGGAUGCACCGCGCAUACGAAGAUUUCUUACAAAGAGAAAACGUCAAGAAUGUUCAGCUUUUGCUCAAAUACGGAGCUGAUCCAAAUACCCACAUAUCCGACAAAACAUCGGCACUUCAUCUGACUGUCUCCCUGUGCACAUCCAUGGGCAAGCCAUAUAUUGUAAGAGAAUUGAUUAAAUAUGGCGCCGAUGCAAACGCAAUUGGACCCCAUAGACAAACGCCUCUCCACAUGGCCCUUUGUCGAAAUAAGUGUCCUUUCUCCCACAGUCCUUGCAAAACUACGAUCAAAGCGCUUCUUCAAGCUCCAGGUAUUGACCUCAACCUGCGUGGCGAGAAUGGCUGUACGCCCUUGAGCAUUGCUGCCAGCGUUACCAGGGCCACCUCUGCUUGGUUUGUGAAAGAGGUGCUGAUAUCAAUUCCCAAGACAUUGACGGGAAAACGGCACUUUAUCGCUCGGAAUUUUGCAGUUGCCGAACUGUUGCUGUCACAAAGUCACAUCAACCCGAAUCUCAAUCCUACGUACUUGCCCUUGUUUUUCGCCGUUUCGCAUAACAUGACAGCGAUGGUGGAGAGAUUGCUAAGUACAAAGGCAACCGACCCAAGCCGGAAAGAUAGCAAUGGGCGUUUUGCCUUGACAUUGCCAACUUCGGGGGAGAUAAUCAGGCUACUCGUCCAAGCUAGUGCCGAGCUGGACAUCCCAGAUAGCACGGCUUUGGUUACAUUUAUUGCGCAGAACUAUGACACUAGGUCCACACUCACAAGAUCUGCUACUCAAUCGGACAAUGAUAAUGCCUGA